CGAAUUUGUUUGUGUUGUGUGUUUUCAGAUCUAAAAGAAGCGGAAAAAAUGGUGAGAGUCAGCGUUCUGAACGAUGCCCUGAAGAGCAUGUACAACGCAGAGAAGAGGGGAAAGAGGCAGGUCAUGAUCAGGCCUUCCUCUAAGGUCAUCAUCAAGUUCCUCAUCGUUAUGCAGAAGCACGGUUAUAUCGGUGAGUUUGAGUAUGUUGAUGACCACAGAUCUGGAAAGAUUGUGGUUGAACUCAAUGGGAGACUGAACAAGUGUGGGGUUAUCAGCCCUCGGUUCGAUGUUGGUGUCAAGGAGAUUGAAGGAUGGACUGCCAGGCUUCUUCCCUCAAGACAGUUUGGAUACAUUGUGUUGACAACUUCUGCUGGAAUCAUGGAUCACGAGGAAGCUAGGAGAAAGAAUGUUGGCGGCAAGGUUCUCGGUUUCUUUUACUGAGGAGAGUAUCAAGCGGAUCCUUUUUUUUGGGUUUAGUAAUGCUGGGAUAUUUUCAUAGACUUAAAUUCCGAAGUCGGGUUUUGAGAGUUUAUUGUACUUGGAUGUGACUUUCUUCUUUUACUUGGAUUGACCUUCAUGUUUUUGCGACUUUGAUAUUAAUGUUAUUUGGUAUUCAUCAUCA
Messenger RNA from Argentina anserina (silverweed cinquefoil), 622 nucleotides. RefSeq names its product 40S ribosomal protein S15a-1. Bases 49 to 441 code for a protein of 130 amino acids. The record is from RefSeq and is a predicted model, not a curated record. Gene Ontology annotation, molecular function: structural constituent of ribosome. The transcript is spliced from 3 exons. Gene Ontology annotation, cellular component: cytosolic small ribosomal subunit; ribosome. Lineage: Eukaryota; Viridiplantae; Streptophyta; Magnoliopsida; Rosales; Rosaceae. Gene Ontology annotation, biological process: translation.